Molecule: messenger RNA, 1578 nt
Organism: Rhododendron vialii
Lineage: Eukaryota; Viridiplantae; Streptophyta; Magnoliopsida; Ericales; Ericaceae
Exons: 5
Coding region: 65-1411 (448 amino acids)
Biological process (GO): rRNA base methylation
Molecular function (GO): rRNA (cytosine-N4-)-methyltransferase activity
Source: RefSeq, a predicted model, not a curated record
UAUCUAGGGCUCGUGUACUUCUAUCACUUGACCCAGAAACCAAACCUAGCUGGUCCAACUGGCCAUGGCAGCUGCGGUAGCAGCAAGGAAGCUCCUCCUCCUUCGCCCCCAAUUUUCUCACCCAUCACUGAAAACCUUCUCUAAUCGUCAUUCUAUUCUUUCUGCUGCUACCAAUUUCUCAACUCCUACCCGUUCCACCGCCACUACUUCCUCCGCUUCUACCAGUAUUCGCAAUUGCAAUAGCAAACGGAAGAAAGUCAAGGAAAAUAUCAGAAUCAAGGAAGCUGCUGCUGCGGUGGUGAAGAGGCGAACGCGGUCGGACAAGGAGUUCGACGAGGAUGCUGUUCUGAGGUACGGAGACAGCGCCACCCAUAUCCCCGUCAUGCUCGGCGAGGUCCUCGACGUCUUCGCUUCGCUCCAGCUUCGUUCCUUCGUCGAUUGUACCCUUGGCGCCGCCGGACACUCCUCUGCAAUAAUUCAGGCGCAUCCAGAAAUGCGGCUGUAUGUUGGCCUUGAUGUUGAUCCUGUUGCAUUUGACCAGGGUCAAGCUUUGAUCAAUACAAUGUUGCUUAGUAAUUCCUGUGGUUCAACUUCAGAACUGAAAGCACAUACCUUUCUGAAGAAUUAUAGGGAUAUCAAGCAUGUGCUGGAUGAGGUUGAUAAGACAUUGUUGACCUCCAACGUUGAUGGGAUCUUAAUGGACCUGGGAAUGUCAUCCAUGCAGGUAAAUAAUGCGGAAAGGGGAUUCAGUGUUCUUAGUAAUGGGCCUCUUGAUAUGCGGAUGAAUCCUCAGGCAAGUCUUAAAGCAGAAGACAUACUAAAUUCUUGGCCAGAUAAUGAAGUGGGGCGAAUACUACGUGAUUAUGGGGAGGAAAGCAACUGGUAUUCUCUUCAGAAUAAGAUUCUUAAGGCCCGUCUAAAGGGUGGAUUGCACUCUACUGGUGAUCUAGUACAUCUUAUUCAGGGUUCAACUUCCAGGUCAAAAGGAGGAAGGCAAGGCUGGAUAAAGACAGCAACGCGAGUAUUUCAAGCUCUGCGGAUAGCUGUUAAUGAUGAGCUCAACACGCUAAAAGAAACUCUUUAUGCUUGUUUCGAUUGCCUUGCACCUGGGGGCAGGCUUGCUGUGAUCUCUUUUCACAGUUUGGAGGACAGAAUAGUGAAACAGACAUUUAUCGACAUUAUUAACAAUGGCAGAGGAGGUGGUGAUGAUGAAGACGACCAGAAAUACGAAGGGGAGUCUGGGGUCAUCAACGAAGACAACGAUGAUGAUAAAGAAGCAUGGAUUAGACGGAAAAUACAAGGAUCGAAUGGAACAAUCUUGACAAAGAGACCCAUAACACCAUCGGAAGAGGAAGAAAGAUUGAACCGCCGGUGUAGGAGUGCUAAACUGAGGGUGAUUCAGAAGCUUUGAAGAAUUUUGUGUCUAUAGUAAAUCAAAACGGAAAACAAACACCUAAGAGAGAUGUAGCCUAUAACCAACCAACCAAAUACAUGUAAUGUCCCUGAAUCUGUGUCCUGUUAUUGAUGAUGAUCAUCAUCAUUCUUAUUGUUAUUUCUUGGAUGACAUCAUUUUACUUG